Lytechinus pictus (painted urchin) is the source of this 459-nucleotide messenger RNA. Its product is annotated as prostatic spermine-binding protein-like. The transcript is spliced from 3 exons. The record is from RefSeq and is a predicted model, not a curated record. The coding region runs from base 1 to 459 and encodes 152 amino acids. Lineage: Eukaryota; Metazoa; Echinodermata; Echinoidea; Temnopleuroida; Toxopneustidae.
AUGGACAUUGAUGUUGAUGAUUGUGAUGAAGAAAAUGAUGAUGGUGGUGGUGAUGAUGAUGAUGAUAAUGAUGAUGAUGGUAAUGAUGGUAAAAGCGGUGAAAAUGAUCGUAAUGUCGGUGAAAACGAUAAUGAUGGUGAUGAUGAUGAUGAUGGUGGUGAUGGUGGUGGUGGUAAUGGUGGUAAUGGCGGUGAAAAUGAUGAAGAUGAUGAUGAUGGUGGUGGUAAUGAUGGUGAUGAUAGUGAUGAUGAUGAUGGUGGUGAUGACCUUUCAUAUAUAGAUCCAUUACUUAGAGACUCUCAGAAUGGCUUCCGACAGGAACAAUCAACUAGAGGUAAGAUCCUGGCACUUUGGAGAAUAUUUGAAGGAGAAAGAGUUCUUGAGGUGCAGAUCGACGAUUGCAUCGACAGACCAGGACAUCAGGAUUGGACGUGCCCUCGCAUGGAAUGCAUUGCAUAG